Spodoptera litura is the source of this 2410-nucleotide messenger RNA. Lineage: Eukaryota; Metazoa; Arthropoda; Insecta; Lepidoptera; Noctuidae. The record is from RefSeq and is a predicted model, not a curated record.
UUAAAUUCGUACAAUACAGAAUGGCUCAGCUGGCAAAGGGCAACAACAACAGGCUGCGGUCGAUUCCAGCGCAAUUUCGAUUCUUCUUCUUAUUCACAAUGGUGUUCGGCAGCAGUUUUAUUAUAUUUUCCCUCAUUAAUCGAACAGAAAUAUUUAUUAUCAACAACGAGCAAUUGAAGUCAUCUUUAGAUUUAAAUCAUUACGAUAUUGAACAAGAAGCAAGUUACACAAUCAAGACAGAAGGCUGUACAAUUCCAGGCCUAACAGCAUUAGAUGAUACCAUCAAAGAAUUUAAUAGGCCUCCAACAAAGUUGAAAAGUUGUCCCAAUGCUAACUAUUCCCUCGUCCAAAGCAACGAAACACAUAUUUGGAUCAAUGUGGAACUUUUAGAAUAUUACGAUGGAUCCAAAGAAGCAAAUAUAUCUUGUUGUUACCAAUCUUUUUACAGACCAAACUCAAUCAACGAUGUUUACUCUAUACACGUGGACGACAGAGCGCUUUAUAGUGACUGCAAAUAUUUUUCUAACAAUAUUCAAGUAAAACAUGAAUUUGUUAGAGUUACCUGCAACUAUGAUAGUAAAAGAAUAUACAAACAGUACUUUCUGUUUGCACGAAAAAUACACGAUCAUAAAAAGAAGCAGAAUAUCUCUAAUAAAAAUGAAUCCGAAUAUUAUAAUGUUAUUGUAAUGGGUAUGGAUUCCAUAUCAAGAUUAAAUUUUUAUAGAACCAUGCCAAAAACUUUAGCCUACCUUAAGGAUAAAGGUGCUAUAGAACUACUAGGUUACAACAAAGUGGACGACAAUACAUUUCCAAACUUAACACCUAUGCUACUUGGUAUCAAAGAAACUGAUUUAAAGAGAACUUGUUGGCCAAAUAAGAAUGCAAACUUUGAUAACUGUCCAUUUAUCUGGCAGUGGUUUAAAGAAGCUGGAUUCCAGACGGCUUUAGGAGAAGAUAGUGCAAAAUUAGGAACUUUUAAUUUUCUCAGACAUGGGUUUAUCAAAACACCCACGGAUUACUAUAUUAGAACUUUUAUUUACGAAGCCGAAAAAAAUGUUGGAAACACUUUGGAUUUCAAUUCAUAUAUCUGCAUGGGCAGCAAAUACUUUUACAAAGUGUUGCUUGAUUAUAUUCAAGACUUAACAGGUCUAUUAAAGAAUUCUAAAUUGUUUGGAUUUUUCUGGGAGGUGUCUAUGAGUCAUGACUACUUAACUUAUCCCAUGGCAAUGGAUGCUAGCUAUGAAAGCUUUUUGAAAAGACUUAAUAGUGAUAAUUAUUUAGAUAAAACUGUUCUAAUAUUACUAAGUGAUCAUGGAAUGAGAUGGGGUACCAUAAGAUUAACGAAACAAGGACGGUUAGAAGAACGUCUACCCUUUGUACAUAUAUUGUUACCGCCUUCGUUUAAAAAAAACUACAAUUUGGCUUAUAAGAACUUAAAAAUAAACAGCAAGCGACUAACAACACCAUACGACAUAUAUGCAACUCUGUCUGAUCUCAUAACACUAGAAGCAAUCAAAGAUGAAAAUAUAAAACAACGAACUGAAUCAUUUUAUGCUCAUAAAAAAAGUGUUAGUCUGUUUUUACCGAUACCUGGAAAUCGAACCUGCUCGAUAGCUGGCAUCGAUGAUCAAUGGUGUACUUGUCACAAAAGUAUAAAGAUAUCAAAAGAAAGUUUCGAAGCCCACGAUGUAGCCGAGGAACUAGUAAAAAGUUUGAAUAAUUAUUUAGAAGAACAUGAGGAAUGUGCGAAGCUUACACUUUCCAAAGUGUUGGACGUCACCGAGAUGAUGGUCGGGGAGCCGAGGAAGAACGAAGUGGGGUGGCGCGAGUUCAUGGCAGUGGUUCGGACGACACCAGGCGACGGCGUGUUCGAGGGCACGUUGCGCAAGCACAAGGACAAGUGGAGCCUCGCCGGUGCCAUCAGCCGGCUCAACCUAUACGGGAACCAGAGCCACUGCGUGCACCACUACCAGCUCAAGUUGUAUUGCUACUGUCGAUGAAUGCCAAACAUUUUAUUAUUUAUAAAAACUAGUAUUGAAAACUGUGAUAUUACUAAAUGUUUUGUGUAGUAACAUAGUUAUAUGUCGAGAAAUAUAUAUUUGAAUUGUGUAGAUACUUAAAAGGAUAUUGAUGCAUGUCCAUAUCCAGGCCUAAAUUAUAUUAUCUGCGUAUAUCUACGGCGUAGUUUGUUAAGGAACGUGAUUCGUUUGUACAUAUGUAGGUAUAAGUUGGUUGCAGAAUAUUUUUGACUAGAUUAUGACACUAUUGUUAUGAUACAUAUCUUUCUUUACAAUUACAUAUCUCUGAUGAUAUCUUGAUGUUAAGUUAAGUACUCUCCUAAAGUAAGUUCUACAUAAUUAUACAUACAAUAAGUAAAUAGGUACCCAUACAAUAACACAUAUUUAAAAUU